Molecule: messenger RNA, 1851 nt
Organism: Lotus japonicus
Lineage: Eukaryota; Viridiplantae; Streptophyta; Magnoliopsida; Fabales; Fabaceae
Product: F-box/kelch-repeat protein At3g06240-like
Exons: 2
Coding region: 271-1359 (362 amino acids)
Molecular function (GO): protein binding
Source: RefSeq, a predicted model, not a curated record
GUUAUGACUCCCCCUGCAGUGGUUGCUGCGCUGUGUUUUAGAAAAAAGGAAUAGGUUUCCACGGCGGGUUGUGACUCCCCUGCUGGUCGUGCUGCUUCCUCCGCCGUUUUCCUUUGCCCACCGCUCCUCCAGUUAUCGCCGCCGGCAACCGUGCGCACGACUCUGUUCGACUGACUCCCGUUGAGAGCAUGACUUUUGGUUUUGAAGAUUGAAGCCCAACAUCUCCCUUUCUCUUUCAAUUUUCCCUAUAUUUUGUCUUUUUUCUCAAGCAUGAAGACUGAAGCCCAACAUCUCCCUCAAGAUUUGAUAACUGAAAUUUUAUUGAGGUUGCCAGUGAAGUCUCUUAUACGCUUCAAGGCUGUGUGCAAGUUUUGGCGGUCUCUCAUAUCGGAUCCCCUUUUUGCAAACUCACAUUUUGAACUUGCUACUCCUAGACUUGUGUUCAGUACCAGGCUUGGUAUUCAAACCAUGGACUUAGAUGGAUGUCUUCACUCUAAUCCUAUUUCUGAACCAAUAAAUGUUGACUGUUUGCCUACCAGCUCUCCUAUUCGAAUUCUAGAUUCGUGUAGAGGCUUUCUGCUAUUCGAGAUUCUGCUAUCGAAGUUUUUGGACCGCAAUGCAAGCCUCUACUUGUGGAAUCCAUCCACACAUGUCCACAAACUAAUACCUCCAUCGCCUUCUCACAUCGGCUAUCAUGAUUUUCUAGAUGGUUUUGGGUAUGAUUCAUCAAAGGAUGACUACUUGGUGGUUCAAGUGUCUUGUCAUCAAAGAUGCCCACCUAGUUAUUUAGCAAUUGUGCAAAUUUUUUCAUUGAGAGCUAAUAUGUGGAAAAAUAUUAAGUUUACGGAUUUGCCUCACUUGAACCUCUCUUGUCAAUCGGGAAUUGGGGUGCUCUUCAACGGGGCUUUUCACUGGAUUGUUUAUGAUUCUGAUAAAUCCAGGUAUGUUAUUAUUGCCUUUGAUUUAAUGGAAGAGAGACUUUUUGAGAUACCCGUCCCAAAUGAUCCUUCCCAAUAUCUCAAGUUUUGUGAAUUGUGGGUGGAUGGAAGAUUUUUGAGUCUAUCAGCUUUGAGAAGUACUGAUACACUUGAAAUAUGGGUUAUGAAAAAUUACAAAGUGCAGUCAUCUUGGAGCAAGUCUCUUGUUCUAUCUUUGAGUUGCUUUUCCUACGUUUACCCAAUAUGCUCUACAAAACGUGGUGACGUUGUUAUGGAUUAUCGAGGUGAUGAUAAAGCAAAACGGGUGAAGUAUAGUGAUAAAGGAGAACAGCUUGAACAUCGUGAGUAUGGUGGUUAUCUUUUCUCCCAAGCGCACAUGUAUAAAGAGUCUAUCCUUUCAUUUCCUGGUGUAAGUGAGUGAAAUUAACAAUUAUGCUUAAUGAAACUGCGGCAAAUAGAAUAAGACUCCGUAUGAAAUUAUGCCUGAGGGCACUUGCUUAUAGAAGUUACUACAUGGGUUUAGUAUCUUUUCCUUGCUUCAUUAUUUUCUUAACUUUUUAUACACACCAUCAUUGAUUUUCCCCCCUUUUUAUGAUGAGUAAUUCCCCAUAAUUAAUGUCAAUACUGUGUUAAUGUUAGUUAUUUGAUUCAUUCCAUUAUUUUAGCUUGAAGCUGAAGAUUGAAUUCGAACCAGAUAUAGACCCACUUGUUGUGUGGUUCAUUUUUAAGGACUAUAAUUUUAGUGUGCAUUUUUUAUUUUUAUUGAACUCAAUGUUAAUUCAUGUUAAAUUCAAUAUAUCAAAAUUUUGCUUCUUUAAUUCAUGUCAUGCUCAAGUUAUUAAAUUUUAACUUCUCUAUUAAUGCAUUAAGAUACAUAAAAUCAUAUAGGCAUUAUCUCUAAUGUGAAACUAAA